Molecule: messenger RNA, 5086 nt
Organism: Lethenteron reissneri (Far Eastern brook lamprey)
Lineage: Eukaryota; Metazoa; Chordata; Hyperoartia; Petromyzontiformes; Petromyzontidae
Product: protein spire homolog 1-like
Biological process (GO): actin filament polymerization; polar body extrusion after meiotic divisions; actin nucleation
Cellular component (GO): cytoplasmic vesicle membrane; cell cortex
Molecular function (GO): microtubule binding; actin binding
Source: RefSeq, a predicted model, not a curated record
CGCGCAUUCACGGCCGUGCACGACACUCAUUUAUUUAUACAUUGGUAAGACUUUCGCGUACGGACGACACGGCGUGGCGAGACCUGUAUCCAUCCAGCAGUGGAUUUAAUCGGCAGAGCACACGCAACGGGGUCCGUGCGAGGGGGGUACCCACCAGACCCCGCAGGGAAGACAACAGCGGCCGGGACACGGACCCCAGAGACGCCGACGGGGUCGUGGGGGGCAUGUGAGCCGUGGGACUCCGAUCGGGGGUCCAAUCUCCGCAGCCCUCGCCACCCUCCGAGGAUGUCGGCGGCCGCGGCUGCAGCGGAGCCGGCGAGGGAUGUCGUGGGAGGAGGAGGGGGUCCCUACGGCCAAGGGGACUCAGCCGAGGGGGGCCCCUUACCGCUCGAGGCCGUGCUCCGAGCCUACGAGCAGCCCAUCAACGAGGAGCAGGCGUGGGCCGUGUGCUUCCAAGCCUGCCGGGUCCUGGCCGCGACCCCCUCUGGCGGCGGCGAGGGGGCCCGCGACCCCGGCGGCGGCGGUGGCGCGGGGAGCUCGGCUCGACCCCGUCUGCACCUCGCGGGGCCCCACGGGGUGCUGCUGCACAGGGACGGUGCCGUGCAGUGCGUGCUGCAGCCUCGAGACCCUGCAACUGGAGAAACAACUGAACCCUGCUCGGCAGAGGUGGAGGUGGUGCGCUCGCUGGGCUUCGUCAUCUACAAGGCCCUGGACUGGGGCCUGGACGAGAACGAGGAGCGCGAGCUGAGCCAGCCGCUGGAGGAGCUCAUCGACUGGAUGACCAGCCUGGAGGACGUUGCGGCCAUUGACGACGAGGGCGGGGGAGGUGCGUUGCGCGACGAGGGCUACGACGGGCCCGACGAGGACGAGGAGGCCGGCGCCGGCAACGCCACCACCGCCGGCACCGGCACCGGCACCGCCGCCGGCACCACCGCCGCUGACGGCGGUAGCGGAGUGAGCCGUCCGGAAGGGCCGUUCCAGUCCGUCAUAAAGAUGUGCACGUCACACCUGCGGACGACUCGUGAAGCCCCGUCGCACUACCAGGCCGUGUGCCGCGCGCUCUACGCCGAGGCCAUGGAGCUGCGCACCUUCCUCGAGAAGAUCCAGAGCGCCAAGGAGGCGCUGAAGAAGAUGCAGGGCGGUGGUGGCGGCGGCGGCGACGGAAAUCAAGCUUCGCCCAACUCCUUCGAGCUCAACGAGCUGCAGCACCUGGACUGGGCGCGCCUGUGGGGCCAGGUGAUGCGCGAGCUCCGUCACGGCGUGAAGCUCAAAAAGGUGGCGGCCAUGCGUCCCUACAGCGGCCUGCCCAUCGAGUUCCAGUUCACGCCCUACGAGAUGCUCAUGGACGACAUCCGCGCCAAGCGAUACAACCUGCGCAAGGUCAUGGUAGGGGACAUGGUGAACGGAGACAUCCCCCAACGGGUGCGGAAGAGCGCGCACGACGUCAUCCUGGAGUUCAUCCGCUCGAGGCCGCCACUUAACCCCGUCGCGUUCCGGAAGCUCCGCGAGACCCCGGAGCGACCCCGCAGUCUCCACGAGCAGAUGCUCGACGAGAUCCGCAUGGACCGCAAGCUGCGGCCCGUCUCGCCCGUCCUGCCUCAGCCCUGCCGGACCGCCCUGAGACCGCUUAGCAUGUCACAGAGCUUUGACCUGGCAGACAUCGACACUCCGGACGGGCGCCGCGUCCGCAAGAAGAAGCUGCUGAAGGCGCCAACGCUGGCGGAGAUGGAGGCAGAGUUCGAGGAGGAGCAGGAGGAGGGCAACCUCGGCGACGCCGGGACACUCGACUACCUGGGCGACAUGUCGCCUUUCCUGCGCGACGCAGGGCCCCGGGACCGGCGCUCGCUGCACCUGAGCUUCAUGCCGGUGUCGUUGACGCCACAGCCGGAGCGCCGCUUGCCAGGCCCGCGGCGCCACUCCAUCGAAAAGGAGACGCCGACCACCACGGCGGCGCGAGAGUUCCCACGUCCCGUGCGCCAGGACUCGCGCUCGCUGUCCUCCCCCCCCGUGGCGGCUGUGGGGGGCCCGCUGCUGGCCAGCGGCCUGUGGAGGGCUCCCCCCCCCGUGGCGGCGAUGGGGGGGGCCCUGGGACUCUCCUCGUGGCCCCUGGAGGUCUCGCUGCUGUGUGCGGCCGGGUUGCUCUGCAAGGCCCUGCACUUGGUUUGUUCGGACGCCCCCCAGUGGGCUCCCCUGCAGGACGAGUUCAGCUUCCCGGUGGAGAGCCUCGCGCUCACGGUGGAGGAGGUGAUGCACAUCCGCCAGGUGCUGGUCAAGGCCGAGCUGGAGAAGUUCCAGCAGUACAAGGAGAUCUACACGGCGCUCAAGAAGGGCAAGAUGUGCUUCUGCUGCCGCUCGAAGCGAUUCUCGCUCUUCACCUGGGCCUACACCUGCCACUUCUGCAAGAGGCCUGUCUGCUCGCAGUGCUGCAAAAAGAUGCGUUUUCCCACCAAGCACAUCGGCCACAUCCCCAUCUACUCGCUGGGCGCCGCCGGCCUCUCCGGCGCCAGCAGCCCCACGGCGCCCCCCCCUGCAGCCUCCUCCUCCUCCCGCAGCACCCCCGCACCUCGCCGCACCGUGUCCAUGCGCGAGAGGGCGACACCCAGCCCCGCACUCGGUGGCAGCGGUGGCGGCGGGUGGCGGCGGCGGCGGCGGCGGGGGCGGCUGGGAGCCGGCGCUGCCGACGCGCAGCACAGCCGACUGGGCUGCGUGGACGUCUGCGUCGACUGCCGCCGCUUCGUCGCCGACAUCAUCCGCUCGAGCCGCAACCCCUUCCACGGCGACCGGCGGGCGCCCUGGCUGCGCCGCUACAAGACUCGCUCGCUGGAGCCCAGCGCCGACGCCCGGAAGUUGGCGGGCGGCGCUGGCGGCGGGGACGGGCUGGCGGCCGCCACGUCCGCGGCACCCCCCGGCGUGAACCGCGGGUUCCACCUGGCCGUGCCGCGCGAGACGCCCAUCAAGGAGGUGUAGGCGGCGCCGGGGGUUUGGUGUCGGCAAAGCGGAGAAAUCAAAGACGACGACGGUGACGAGUUCCGCCGAGAUUGAUGGACGCGGGACAACGCGGCCACUGCGGCCGUCGCCGGUCGAAGGAUCAAAAUGGACAAGCGGAGAAGCGAGCGGCGGUGGUGGUGGCGGCGGCGGUGGUGGCGGCGGUGGUGGCCGUGUCUGGUGGGCCACGGGGCCGUGGGAGGAUGGGGUGGGGGGCGGUAGUGCCACCUCCGCCGCCGUGGACGGAACUCGUGGGGACCGGCACGGACGGCCGCCACCGUGGCGCCCGCGGAGUGAGCGGCGCUGCCCGCCAGCGAGUGCGCACAAACUGCAAAGUGUGACAUGCGCGUGCGUGUGUUUGUCUGCAUGUAUGUGCAUGCGUGUGUGCGUGUGCGCGAGUUCCCUUGCGCUGGCCGCUCCAUCAGCAUGGCACUGCCCCUAUACUUGGUGCGCGCACGCACACGGACAAACACACACACACGCACACAAGAACAUACGGAAACUCACACGUGCACACACACACACGUAGAAACUCGUACGCACAGAUACACGCGCGUCCGCCGACACGCACAAACACACACACAGGGACAAGGACAAAGAUUCCCCGUAUAGCCUGAACAGACUUUUGGGGGAAGUGCUGAUAACGAGCACCUCUAUGAAGGCCAGCACGGCACACACACACACACGUACCCACACACACACACACACGUACCCACACACACACACACGUACCCACACACACACACACGUACCCACACACACACACGUACCCACACACACACGUACCCACACACACACACGUACCCACACACACACGUACCCACACACACACACGUACCCACACACACACGUACCCACACACACACACGUACCCACACACACACACGUACCCACACACACACGUACCCACACACACACGUACCCACACACCGAGACACUCAAUAACACACACACACGUACCCACACACAUGUACCCACACACACACUUACCCACACACACCGAGACACUCAAUAACACACACACGUACCCACACACACACGUACCCACACACACCGAGACACUCAAUAACACACACACGUACCCACACACACACACACACGUACCCACACACCGAGACACCCACACACACAGAUGCGCGAGUGAGCGCUGUGUGUAAAUCUGCACCGGACCGACAUGAGGAUGUUUAGGGGGUGCGGGUUUAGACCCGGCCCCCCCGCCCCCCCACCCCCCCGCCCCCCUGCCCCCCUGCCCCCCUCAUAUUUAUUUGUUGCGUGACGAGGCCGAGAGUGACCAGGCUGAGAGCGAGCGUCGGUGAUCUCGAGGUCAAGGAGCCCGACUCCGGGGUCAGGGUCGUGGAGCCCUGCUUGUGCGACGAGGUCGCUACCCCUCUGAUGAGGUCAGGAUGGUUGCCGUGUCUGAGGUCAGGGUUGUGACCCCAGUUUGAUUAGGUCAGGGGUUGUGGCCCCCUUUGUUUGUGUCGUGAGGUCAGAGGUCGUGACCCAGUCUCAACGAUGAGGUCAGGGUGUGUGUGUGUGUAAUUGUGUGUCAGUGUGUGUGUGUGACUGUGCGUGUUAUUGUGUGUGUGUCGCGGGGAGCGGUAGUGUAGCGGUUAGCGCGCUGCGCUACGAACCCGGCGACCCGGGUUCGAUUCCCGCUCACCGCCAACACCGGUGACGAUUAUCUGAACCGGUCCUGGGCCUCCCCUAGGUCGACUCAGCCUCAAAUGAGUACCUGGUGCGGUGUGUAAACAUCGCCACUGGGGAGACAAAGGCGGUCGGGCGUGGUGCAGGCCACCCCACCCCCUCGUGUACCGUUCCGGCCUUAAUAAGUGCUCGCUAACAGCACUUGCCCCUACAGUCUGUUAAGGCUAUACGGGGGGGAGCUUUGUAUUUUUGUGUGUGUCGCGGUGAGUGUAGCUGUGUAUGUGUGUGUGUCAGGGUGUGUGUGUCAGGGUGUGUGUGUCAGGGUGUGUGUCACCACAGCUGGUGUGUGCAUGAUGUGAGUCUUCCGUAGAGAUGGUGAGAAUGGUGAGCGUUUGUAUUUCUGGCCGCGUGAGAGAUUGCGUUUGUGUGCGAGGGAUUUGUGGGUCAGUGCGCAAGU